This is a messenger RNA of Penicillium atrosanguineum, 471 nucleotides long. RefSeq lists its product as uncharacterized. Bases 1 to 471 code for a protein of 156 amino acids. The record is from RefSeq and is a predicted model, not a curated record. Lineage: Eukaryota; Fungi; Ascomycota; Eurotiomycetes; Eurotiales; Aspergillaceae. The transcript has a single exon.
AUGGCUUCAAAACUACGCCAGACUGCCCUGGCAUACAUCGAUGGAUUCAGAACCCUCUCGCCAGAAACUUUCCUCUCGAUACUGGCCCCCUCGGCCGAACACAAGUUCGCCCCCGCAUCUCUCAACCUCCCGCAUUCCAUGGACGCAGCCGCAUUUGCCCAACAUCUAGGAAGCCUACGAGAAGUUCUAGCUAGCUUCCCUGUCUUUCCCAAGGAAAUUUUUGAAAAUGAAGGCCUGAGCCAAGUGACGAUCUGGGCGACUAGUGAAACUAUCUUCCACGAGAAAGCAAAGGGCGAUGAUUUCUCUUCCGAGGACUGGAAAUUCCAUGGUGAAUAUAUCUUUAUCUUGACGAUGGACGACUCUAGAGAGAAAGUUGUUCAGAUUAUUGAGUUUUUGGAUAGCAAGGCUACGGAGCGAUUGAGGGGAUUGAUGGCUCGAGCGCGCAAGAACUUGAAUGUGAAGAAAGAGUAG